GAAAAAUUUGCAACAUUCCUCCCAUUUUCAUUCCCAUUGACGGUGCUUGACAAAAUUGAACAAAAGGUUGAUUUUUCUGUAAAAUCGCGCCGCGCAUAAAAACAUUGCGCCGACGCCUUGACGGCAAGGAAGUUGUACCAACCCUUCCCUCUUUACAACCUCCAUCCAUCCAUCCAUCCAUCCAUCCGUCUAUCGCAUACACUCCUUUCUAUUUCUAUUCAAUUAUUAUCAUCAACGCAAAAAGAAGAUGGCUUAUCGUGUUGAGUAUGCACGUAGUGGAAGAUCUGCUUGUAAAGGUCCAAUCCCAUGCAAAGGUACAAAGAUUGAAAAAAAUGGUUUACGUUUAGGUACGGUGAUUGAAAUUCGCGGAGAUCGUAGUUUGGUUUGGCGUCAUUGGGGUUGUGUGACAGAUAGAAUUAUUUCAAAUUUACGCGAUAAUAUUGGCGAUCCCGAAGAUUUGGACGGGAUUGGAGAUCUCAAUGAAGAAGACAAACAAAGAAUCUCGGAUGCUUUUGCAAACGGGCACGUUGCUGAAGAAGAUGUCACGCCAGCUUUGAUUGAAGCAGGUAAAGGACCAGGCGGUACACCUUCAUCCUCACCUCAGAAGAAAGCUCGCGGAAAGAAGAACUCCAAGAAAGAGGAAUUUGACGAGGAAGAAGAAGAGGUCGAGUGGAAAGCUGAAGAAUCCGAAGAAGACGUCAAGCCAAAGAAGAAGAACGGCCGAGCAAAUGCUAAAGUCAAGAAAGAGGAAGUGGAAGCAGACGAGCCCGAAGAAGAGGUCAUGCCAAAGAAGAGUCGUAGAGCAAAUGCGAAGGUCAAGAAUGAGGAAGUGGAAGCAGAAGAACCCGAAGAGGAGGUCAAGCCAACAAGAAAGAAUGGCAGAGCAAAUGGUAGAGUCAAGAACGAGGAAGAGGAGCCUCUCCCGGUUGCUGCACCCAAACGUGGCCGCUCCAAAGCUGUCAAAGAAGAAGAGAAUGACAACCAUGUGGAACAGGCACCAAGAAAGCGAGGACGUGCUGCCAAGGCCGAAAUUCCUGAUGCUGACGCUGCUACAGUUCCUGUCAAAGAAGAGGAGAACAUUGAGGUUGACGAGAAACCAAGAAAGAAGCGCGGUCGCCCUGCAGCAAGUAACGGUGUCGAGUCUGUCACAGACGGAGCAAGCGAAUCUGCUCCUUCUUCGAAGGCCUCAAAGGUCUCAAAAGCAUCUGCUGCUUCCUCAAAGGCCUCAAGGGUCUCAAAGACAAAUGGUCAAACGCCAGACGAGCCAAUGAAUGCACUCGAAAAGAAGCGACGAGGACGUCCGGCAAGAGGUGCGGCCAAAAUGGAAGAAGAAGCCAGUCCAGCAGUGGAAGAGGCCAGUCCAGAAUUGGAAGAAGGCACUCCAACAGAGGACGUUCCACCUGCCAAAGAGCAAAAUGGCCGAAAGCGCGGUCGUAAAGCGAAAUCAAAUGGCAUUCAUUGAGUGUCACACAGAAUUUAUUUUCCAGCAUUUAUCCACGACUGGCUUCGUGAGAUAGCUUUUUUUUCUCGUUUCUCUUUUUCGAAUUGAACCGGUCUUUCUCAUCUCAGAGUUUUCCUUAUCAUCAAUGUAAAUUAUCUCAAGAACAUACCUCAAGAAUACCCUUUCAGAAUUCAAUCAAGUUUCUUCUCACGCGCGAAAGUUUCAUCAUUCACAUACGAAAUCAUGUCGUAUUGGG
Meira miltonrushii is the source of this 1697-nucleotide messenger RNA. RefSeq names its product zf-PARP-domain-containing protein. The record is from RefSeq and is a predicted model, not a curated record. Bases 248 to 1462 code for a protein of 404 amino acids. The transcript has a single exon. Gene Ontology annotation, molecular function: zinc ion binding; DNA binding. NCBI's taxonomy places the organism in Eukaryota, Fungi, Basidiomycota, Exobasidiomycetes, Exobasidiales, Brachybasidiaceae.